This is a messenger RNA of Cynara cardunculus var. scolymus (artichoke), 1083 nucleotides long. Its product is annotated as putative F-box protein At3g16210. Bases 1 to 1083 code for a protein of 360 amino acids. Lineage: Eukaryota; Viridiplantae; Streptophyta; Magnoliopsida; Asterales; Asteraceae. The record is from RefSeq and is a predicted model, not a curated record. Gene Ontology annotation, molecular function: protein binding. The transcript has a single exon.
AUGGCAGACAUCCAUAUACCCGAUCUUCUUCUUCACAACAUCCUUACUCGACUUCCUGCAAAAUCCUUACUACGCUUCAGAUGUGUAUCCACUCAUUGGAAUCAUCUAAUUUCCGAUCCCUAUUUUCUGAAAUCCAGAUCACGUCCAAUGAUCCUUCUUCCCAAGCCACCUGAUCAGCUUUAUGCUUUAAACAAACUACCAGUCGACGAUGAUGCUCCUUUGGUUGUCAAUCUUCUUGAUCCUCCUCUCGAAUACCAUCGAUUUACCAUCGUUGGAACAUUCAAUGGCAUAGUUCUAUUGGUCCUUACAAACUUUAGUUUUGUUAAGAAGAUGGUUCUAUACAAUCCAUUCACCUCUGUAUCCAAGAUACUUCCCAUUCCACCGUGGGCUCGACGUCAGCACUCCGACGAUAUAUACGGGUUCGGCUAUGGUGCCACCCCGGAUGACUUAAAGAUCAUCAUUGGGCGUGGUAAGUUGUACUCAAGUGACUAUGAUUCUAAUCGCAAUUGGAAUAAUUGCGACGUCUAUAGUCUUAAAACGGGUUCAUGGAGCACUUUAGAAAACAUCCUUCCAUCUCUUACCUAUAAAGAUGAUGUGGGUGUGUUUCUAAAUGGAUUUUUGUAUUGGGUUUAUAUUUCUUUCGUCGGUGGUGUCAAGGAAAAUCUUGUGGCUCUUGAUGUUGAGGAGAUGGUAGCUUCUACGAUGCAUAUGCCUAAUCAAUAUUUUCAUCUAUCGUCUGCUUUGGGUAUACUACACGGACGCCUUUGCACGAUUAAAGACAUCGUUCUUGGCAACGGGUUCGAUGUGUGGGUUAUGAAGGAACAAGGUGUCGAGAACUCGUGGUCGAAAGAGUUUUCGGUCAGAUUAGCUUUUGAAGAUGUGUAUGGGUUGCUCCAGACUGUUUGUAUUUUAGAAGACGGAAGAAUUGUUGUGAUUGAUCGGUUGCAGAGGUUCAUCAUCUGCGACCCAUCAAAAGGAACGUAUAAGAGGAUAAAAGGUUUCACAAGUCCUGAGAUUAUUUUCAAAAAAGGCGUGCAGUACAUUGAGAGUCUAGUUUCUCCUUCAGAUAUAUGGGUUGUUUGA